Messenger RNA from Rhizophagus irregularis DAOM 181602=DAOM 197198, 2332 nucleotides. RefSeq lists its product as uncharacterized. Gene Ontology annotation, cellular component: plasma membrane; endosome; clathrin vesicle coat. Gene Ontology annotation, biological process: endocytosis; actin filament organization. Gene Ontology annotation, molecular function: clathrin binding; phospholipid binding. NCBI's taxonomy places the organism in Eukaryota, Fungi, Glomeromycota, Glomeromycetes, Glomerales, Glomeraceae. The record is from RefSeq and is a predicted model, not a curated record.
GCCAAGUACUUUAUAUUCUAUCAACGUGACCAACGUGGCUACCUCAGCCAACGAUGUUACCUUGUAAAUACUAUAAAUGAAAACAAAAUACCAAUGGCUCGUUUAUAUACAUUCCUUUUCAAAAGGCACACUUUACACUAAAUUCAUUAAAUAAAAAGAAUUCGCGUGCACAUAUCCCGAUCGUUCAAUAUCUAUUUUUUCGUUGUCUUAAGUAAAUUCCGUUGUGAAGACGUAUAUAUAUACGCUGAACAAAAGACUGUGCACAAUAAAUCGAUCGUUCAAUAUACAAUAAAAUUACAAUGUCGAAAUAUGUAGUGAAAGCUACUGCUCGUACAAUAAAAAAUUAUACAAAAGGGUAUUCAGAUAUUCAGGCAAAAGUUCGAUCUGCAACCUCUAAUGACCCAUGGGGUCCAAGUGGUACUUUAAUGAAUGAGAUUGCUAAAGCAACAUACAAUCAUAAUGAAUUUAUAGAAAUCAUGGAAAUGAUUGACAAAAGAUUAAACGAUCAUGGCAAAAAUUGGAGACAUGUUUUCAAAGCACUCACAUUAUUGGAUUAUUGUCUUCACGGAGGUUCAGAACAAGUUGUAAGUUAUGCAAAAAAGAAUUUAUAUGUAGUGAAGACUUUAACAGAAUUUCAGUAUAUUGAUGAGGAGGGUAAAGACCAGGGUGCAAAUGUAAGGCAGAAGGCCAAAGAAAUUACCAAUCUUCUCCAGGACGAAGAAAGACUUAAACAAGAAAGACGAAAUAGAGAUGAUAUGAGAAGACGUAUGGGAGGUCGUAGUGAUUAUGUAAAUGACCAAAUUUCAGAUAGGUCAAUCGAACCUGGUUAUUUAGAUGAUGAAAGCGAGAUGCAAAGAGCAAUUGAAGAGAGUAAAAGAUCUGCGCAAGAAUAUGAGGCAAGGAUAAAAGAAAGUGAGCAUGAUGAAGUAGAAAAGGCAUUAAGAUUAAGUAAAGAGGAAGAGGAAAAACGAUUGGCCAGAUUAGCUGAACAAAAUGAAAAACCGUUAAUCGACACGUCAGGAUUUGGAAAUAAUCCAUUUCCACAGCAACAAACCGAUUUCUUUGGUCAACCAAUCAAUUCUCAAUUUGGAAAUAACCAAUUUAGUCAAUAUAGUAGCACUUCUAGUAACCAGUUCGAUCCUUUCGAUAUGAUUGAUAACUCACAAAACUCGAUUAAUUAUAACCUCUUGAAUAAUAAUCCGUUGAAUAAUAAUCCAUUGAAUAAUAAUCCAUUAAAUAAUAAUCCAUUGAAUAAUAAUCCAUAUCAAAUGCAACAAUCUCAAUCUUAUCAAACAUCAACCGUUGGUUCAAAUAAUCCAUUUGGAAACUUUUCGCAGCAGAAACCAGAUUUUGGAACAACUACUUCAUAUGGAACAAAUGGAACAACUACUCCAUAUGGAACAAAUGGAAUUUCAUCUUUCAAUAUGUCCACAUCUAAUUUUAGUUCACCUAAUUUGGCGACAUCAACGUUCGAAUCAUUUUCAUCAUCUAAUAAACAGCCUAAUUUCGACAGUUUAAUUCAAUCACAAGAAAUAACAAAAAAACCACAGGACGAAAAACAUUCAAAAUUGGCUUCACUCAUUGCUAGUGGGGGAGAUGGCAUGGAUACCUUCGGUAAUGUGGGAAAUCGUCGUGUCCCGGCGGGAUCUGGCUUUGCUAAUGCUUUAUCCGUCCCAUCACCGAGACGAUCAAAUUCAACUGGUGAUAUUUCUAUAAAUCAAGCUAAUCCAUUCCUUAAUACUGGAGGAUCUGGAGGAGGUGAUGGUGGCGGCGGCUAUAACACUUUUAGCCAUCCUACUACCACUACUAGAAGCACCGAUUUAUUUUUCGGUAGUACUGGCAACAACACAUUUAAUCAAGAGGCGAAUCAGUCAAUAACACCAUUUUCAAGCUCAUCUUAUGCAACUAAUACAACUAGUAAUACCCUUAUUGAUCUAAGUGAUGUGGGAGGUGGUUUUGGUACUCCCCCAAGUAAGAAUCCUUUUCAAAUACAGACACCAAAUACUAAUACACAUAACGUUAAUAAACCGGUCUCACUUAACGAUUUGGCAAGAUUAAAUCAACAAAAUUCACCUUUUCACCAAAAUACUGGAGGAUUUGGUAAUUGGUAACAAAUAUAGAAAGGUUUUUAUUAGAAGACACAAGGACUCUUUUAUAUUUGUAAUUUUAUAUUAUAUUUAUUUUUAGUCCUUUUUUUUUAAAAAAAAAAGUUUGGCUUUAAAAUAAGCUAAUCGAACAAAUCAUUUAUUUGGUAUACAUAUUUUUUUUCGUUGUAAUAUUAUUAUAUUUGUUUUUUACAUUUUUAAUUAGCAAUAAAGAAUAUUUAAAAAAA